UUGAUUCAAGAAUCAAAAGAUUUUUUAACAGGUUUGAGGAGAUAUCUUUUUCUGUCAUUGAACUCUUGAGGUAGCAUAGUUUGUUAAGAUUUUAUAUUGGUUAUGGGAGGUAAAAGCUCAAAGGAUUUGAGUGGAAGAGGGUAUCCGACAAGCAGGUCCGGUGGUUCGGAUUCAUGGAGUCACUAUGGAUACCCCCCGCAAUCAGAAUAUCCCCCGCAAAAUGCGUAUUAUACACCGCAGCAUCACUAUGCGCCACCUCCCUCGAGUAAUUACGGAUCGCGAACAUCCCGUCACGGGCAUACGAUUGUGAAAUACUCAAGGAUAGAUGAUAACUACCAAACACUGGACCAGGUUACCGCUGCCCUUGCACAAGCUGGCCUUGAGUCCUCUAACCUUAUUGUUGGUAUUGAUUUCACAAAGAGCAACGAAUGGACAGGUGCAAGGUCAUUCAACCGCAAAAGUUUGCAUCACAUUGGGAAUGGCCAAAAUCCAUAUGAACAAGCUAUAUCAAUUAUCGGACAGAGCUUAUCCGCUUUUGAUGAGGAUAACUUAAUUCCGUGUUAUGGAUUUGGAGAUGCAUCAACACAUGAUCAAGAUGUUUUCAGUUUCUAUCCCGAUGAGAGAUUUUGUAAUGGAUUUGAGGAGGUGCUUUCACGAUACAGAGAAAUUGUUCCCCAGCUUCGGCUUGCAGGACCAACGUCUUUCGCACCCAUCAUUGAAAUGGCCAUGACUAUCGUCGAGCAAAGUGGUGGUCAAUACCAUGUUUUGCUGAUAAUUGCUGAUGGACAGGUGACAAGAAGUGUUGAUACACAGCAUGGUCAGCUUAGCCCUCAAGAGCAGAAGACAAUUGAUGCAAUCGUUAGAGCAAGUGAAUUCCCCUUGUCGAUUGUCCUAGUCGGGGUCGGUGAUGGUCCUUGGGACAUGAUGAGAGAGUUUGAUGAUAACAUCCCUGCUCGUGCUUUCGACAAUUUUCAGUUUGUGAACUUCACUGAGAUUAUGUCGAAGAAUACGGAUCCAUUGAGAAAGCAGGCAGAAUUCGCGCUUUCAGCUUUGAUGGAAAUGCCUUCUCAGUACAAAGCAACUAUUGAGCUCGGCCUAUUGGGAGGAAGAAAGGGAAAUACUUCGGAGAGAGUUCCUCUCCCACCUCCCAUGUAUGGUGCAUCAUCUUUCAACAACCAGAAGUCAUAUCCUCGCUCGAGCAGUUUCCAGCAGGAUACAUCUCCGUAUUCUCAAUCCAGCAGUUUUAAGCAGAAUGCGUCUCCGUAUUCUCGCUCAAACAGUUUUCAGAAAAACACACCUCCUUAUGCCGGAUAUGAUACAACUGCUACCACAGCCACAGGUCCAUCUUAUGACGACACUGCUACCACAGCCACUGGUCCAUCUUCAAGCUCCCUUUACGAUAAUCGGGUUUGCCCCAUUUGUCUUGGUAAUCCCAAGGACAUGGCCUUUGGUUGUGGACAUCAGACUUGUUGCGAAUGUGGAGAGGACCUCCAAGUCUGCCCCAUAUGUCGGAGUUCCAUCCAAACUCGGAUUCGGCUUUAUUGAUCAGUCUUUUCAAACACGUUUUUGGUUCAGUAGACAGAGCCGAAUCGAGCAUUGAAUGUCCGAGAACAAUGAAAGGUUAGUCCUUGACCUUGAUCUGAAACACAAGGUUCCAUCGAUGAGCCUUAUGUAUAGGUUAAGGGGCAUAAUUCCACCUGAUGUGUCACUUUACAUUGGUAAACUCUCUGCUGCUUUAGCUCGAUCAAGGGUUAUGAUGCCGGCGAUGCGAGUGUAGACCUGGCAAUUCGUAUAUAUUUGUCGCGUUCAUGCAUUUUUUCUUUUCUGGAAGCUGAAAAAGGCAACACACGCAAUGGAGACUUGUUGCCACAGAAUUGUAUCUUUCAUUCGUCAUUUGUGUGCAUAUGUACUGAAGUCGUAAAUCAAGACCUAUAGAAAGGUAAGUUUAGUAU
This is a messenger RNA of Hibiscus syriacus, 1952 nucleotides long. Its product is annotated as E3 ubiquitin-protein ligase RGLG5-like. The coding region runs from base 103 to 1545 and encodes 480 amino acids. The transcript has 12 exons. NCBI's taxonomy places the organism in Eukaryota, Viridiplantae, Streptophyta, Magnoliopsida, Malvales, Malvaceae. The record is from RefSeq and is a predicted model, not a curated record.